UUCCAGCCCCGUUCCCAUAAGGGGCACACACACACACACACACGCGCUCACACACGCUCGCACCCAGCCACACCAAAGCCCUCGGCGGCCGCGGCCAGGGGGCGGGGAGAACGGCGCAGGGAGCGGCGGCUGGCGGUGCGGGAAGGCGGGGACGCGGCUCCCCCCGGCCCGACCUCGGACCAUGUACCAGGACUACCCCGGCAACUUCGACACCUCCUCCAGAGGCAGCAGCGGCUCUCCGGGACACCCCGAGACCUACUCCGGCGGCGCAGCCCAGCAGAAAUUUCGAGUAGAUAUGCCAGGAUCAGGCAGUGCUUUCAUCCCCACGAUCAACGCCAUCACGACCAGCCAAGACCUGCAGUGGAUGGUGCAGCCCACCGUCAUCACCUCCAUGUCCAGCCCCUACUCCCGCUCGCACCCCUACAGCCACCCGCUGCCCCCGCUGUCCUCGGUGGCCGGACACACGGCCCUUCAGCGGCCAGGCGUGAUUAAAACCAUCGGGACCACCGUGGGACGGAGACGAAGAGAUGAGCAGCUGUCGCCUGAGGAAGAAGAGAAGCGAAGGAUCCGGAGAGAGAGGAACAAGCUGGCAGCUGCUAAGUGUCGUAACAGGCGUCGAGAGCUAACAGAGAAACUCCAGGCGGAAACUGAGGUGCUGGAGGAGGAGAAGUCAGUGCUGCAAAAAGAGAUCGCUGAGCUCCAGAAGGAGAAGGAGAAACUGGAGUUCAUGCUGGUGGCUCACAGCCCUGUGUGCAAAAUCAGCCCUGAGGAGCGCCGGAGCCCACCAUCCAGCAGCCUCCAGAGCGUUCGGACUGGAGCGAGCGGAGCGGUGGUGGUGAAGCAGGAGCCUGUGGAGGAAGAGAUCCCGUCUUCCUCUUUGGUCCUUGACAAAGCCCAGAGGUCUGUCAUUAAGCCCAUCAGCAUUGCUGGAGGUUUUUAUGGGGAGGAGGCACUCAACACUCCCAUCGUGGUGACCUCGACACCAGCCAUCACUCCUGGCUCCUCCAACUUGGUGUUCACCUACCCCAACGUCUUGGAUCAGGAGUCUCCUCUCUCCCCGUCUGAGUCCUGCUCCAAAGCUCACCGGAGGAGCAGCAGCAGUGGUGACCAGUCCUCGGAUUCCUUGAACUCUCCCACCUUGCUGGCAUUGUAAUCCCCCCGUGGCCCCCCAUUGCCAGUGUGUUACACCCCCCACCCAGCUCCGUGGGGGGAGCCCCUCUCCAUGGGAUUAGAGACAGGCACAGGAUCGUUCAAGCACAAGGGCAGCAAGAACAAGGAUGGGGAAGUGCUGCAGCUCCAGGAAGGAGAGUGAGGACCAACGUCAGCUCCCUGGAGGCAGGAAACGGCAAGGGUGGGACUGACGCACUGGGACUGUUUGGAGAGGGCAACGUCCCCUCUGUAGGGACUGCCUAUGGAAACCUCUUCUCAGCCGUAAUGGACUUGAGGAACACUCCUGGCCAGGACGGAAGGCGAGCUGCAGACAGUUGCUAGUCGUCCCUUUCCUUUGUGAAUUGAUCUGAUCGGUUAUGCUCUGUGCUUAGAUCAUUCUGGUUAGUUGACCUUACAAGUUCUUCUUUCCCUCUCUCUCUCUCUGCUUAUCAUUUCCAAUGUUGUCGAUCCCAUGACAUUUCAUCCAGUUGCUUUGAAGUCUAAAGGCUUGUUAGGAUCUUUCCUCUUGGGGACAGGCUGUGGGAAACUUUGCCUGGGCGGGAGGGGAUGGCCAGGAGCUGGUGGGGGGACCAAGAGGAGCCCAAGGGCUCAGCGGCAAGGGCAGAGCUCGUAACUGUGCCCUGUGGCACAGACACAGUGAACAGAGCAGGAGCUCAUGUGGAAGCCUUUUUUUCCUUAAAAAGUAAAUACAUCUGUCCCCUUGGGCUCCUCAAAAACCAAGUCAGCAUCUCAGGGCCAAAGUAGCAUCAGAAAAGCUGCUGGGUUGGCACUUACCAGUGUCUUUGGCAGGGUUUUAACCCCAACUUGGUAGAUACCAAAUCUGCUGCUGGACUCAUUGUUUACUUUUCCUGGGCUGCCUGCUCUCUAGAGAGCACUGCGUCUCUUUCCCCAUCAGGUUUCCUGACUCAGAUGCUAACCUCUUUCUGUUAGUAAAAUCCUCCCCUCCCGUUGGCCAUGUUUGCAGACCAUACUACCAAAAAGUGGCACCGUGUGCUAUAAAUCCAGGAGACUGGCAGUGGAUAAGGAGGUGAAACCACCUGGUUGUGCCAUCGCUGAGUUUUCCCUUGUUGGGAAACAAGGCAGCGCAGAUCCACACAGUUGGUACCAGCAGGUGGUGUUUGCUCAGAGCUCCUCAGUUUCUGAAGCUGGGGGAAGGCAGGGAUCCAGCCUCCAGCAUGGGCCUCAAGGAGCUCCUGACCAGGCAGCAGUGGCAUAGGUGAUCUGAUGGCCUGCUCAAAUGAAACCAGAGCUUCUGAUAACAUCUGGUGUGACUGACAAAUUGACACUGGAGGAAAAUCAAUUACCAUUAUUUGCAUCUCGGUCAUUGGCCUCUUUUUAUGUUUUGCAAUCUAAUUGAUCUGGUUUUGUUGGGGUUGACUGGCCUGAAGAUCCGAAGCCAAUCAGGGGGCUCUUCCUUCAGCCUUGGGUCCUUGUCUUCUCCAGCCACCUCUGGGCUUAGCGCUAACGUUUGCUACUGAGAGCAGUCCCGUGUGUAACCUAUUCCUGCUUGGAGCCAAGCUCAGGCCCUGGCGAUGUCAAGGCACUGAUCAACCAUGACCUUGUGCACACGAGGACUGCUCAGCUUGCCAGCUAAGCUGCUUACGGGAUAGCUCUUUAGUCCAGUCUGAAGCUGUGGUGGCAGCUAUUUAUUCUGAUGUGAGCUUUUCUUGUUUUCUUUCUUUUUUUUUUUUGUUUUUAAUUGACUGAAACUUGGGUAUUUCUUGGUCAGGCUGGACCUGGAGAAAUGCAAUAUGCAAUGACAGGGCCGGUGCUGUGAGAUGCUAAACUGCUGCAGUCCCUGCCAACUCCACUGGGAACUAAUAGGGCUCGGUCUUGUGGAGCCAGACCUUUGCUCAGCAGGGCUGGAUUCCCUCAGACCCUGGUCAAUGCCUAUUCCUUGAGUCAUUUCAAAGUGACACUACUUUGGCUGUAAAGGUAGACUUUAUUUCUUUUCUUUUUUUUCCCCCCCGAUUAUUAUUAAUUUUAAACCUUUUUUUUUUUUUUUUCCAGAGCUGCCAGAAAUAGAAAGAUAUGAGCGAUCUUUUUCCUUUGUAAAACUGAUUCAGUAAUUCAGACUUACUUUAUUGCUUAAACAUUUCCAGCUUUAUACCAGUGCUAGAGGUUUCAAAUUGAGCUUAAUGAGUAAAAUUGAUACAGGAGUCUGUUUGUCCUUACAUGAUAAUCAAAACUUUUUAUUUUUUUUAAUAAAGUAGACAUUAAAUUUUCAGUAGUUAGCACAGAGGAUCCAGUUCUCAUAGGGUUUUAUGUAGACGAUGUCACUUUAGGUGAAACCACUGUUUCUCUAAUUGUCUCCAUUCUGCCAGGUGCUUGUUUGGGCCAGUCUGCAUUGAGAAUCUAAGGCUGCUCAAUAAAAUGUCCCUACAUGUCAUUUCUACCCACUGUGGGCAGAAUGCAGCACUGACAAAUGGUGAAUCCUAAAGUGAUACAGAUGCUUUUGAGGCCAGUUGACCAGGAUCGCUGGCAGGUCAGUAGCAUUCGUGCUAGGGGCUUUAGGAAAUCAGCUGCCUCCUCAGAGCUAGGUAAGCCCAGCUCCUAGGGGGACAAUGAAAACAUCUAAAAUACUGUUAAUCCUUCUUAACAAAUAUCUUUUAAUAUAUUGCUUGUCCCCUUUUUGCUCGCAGUUCAGGUAUGUUGACCAUCUUGUUGGCUGCAUAUCAGUCUGCUGGGCAAACAGGCACUUCUAGAGGUAGGAUGGAAAGUUUCUUGGAAAAGAAAAGGUUUAUCUAGCUCUGACAAGUAGGCAGGUGGCAUAAUCCAAUUGCAUUUCUGAAAAAAUAAAAAUAAAAAAAUCCUUAGGCGUGGCCUUCCCUGCACGCAAACCCCGUAUCUGCCAGCCUCCAAACGCCAUCCCAGCAGAGAUGUUUGUUUUCACAUUUGGCCCAGUCCUCUGUGAUAGCCCCAGAUCGGUCUCUACAAGUUACUUUAGCUUUUUUUUUUUUUUUUUUUUUUUCUCCCCCCAGAGAAAGUUAUCAUCCUAGACAGGAAGGUUUUAAAUAAAGGGCCUUGCCACUCACCCAUACCCUCUCCUCACCCCUAUGGGAAAGGCACACAUCCCAAGGAAGGCUGUAAUUCCUACCUUUGCUUCUGCUCACUGAGUUGCUGCCAAAAGGAGCUGCAGCUGGCCCUUGCCCACUGCCUGUUGACUUAUCAUCGACCUUCUCAGAGGUAGGACAGGAGCAUCCCCUUUCCUGUCCUGUGAGACUGAUGGGAGCGAUUUCAAACUGCCAAGAAAAGGGAAUCACUUUGCUAUCUGAAAGAGCCCUGAACACCUUGUGCCUGCCCAUUUUCUCCCUCAAGCCUCUUUGAGGAUGUCUGUGUUAGGACCGCUGGUCUCCUGCCUUCUGUAUUUUGUGGAUCAGCCUUAACUUUGUGUAGUUGUUGGCAGACAGGUACAGCUUGAAGUCUCCUGCUGUUUUGGUCUGGCUCUGCAUACUUCUUUUCAGGUUUGCUGGUGUGCUUUUGGGAAUCUUCCCCGCCCCUGAAAUGGUAUUUUCCUUGAGUACCUUACCUGAUGAUUCCUGAAUGUACAGGAAUUCCUAAAUGUGCCUCCACAUUCUUCUGCAUGCUCUGGGGAUGCGGGAGCUGUUAUAACCAGCAUCUGACCUAAAGUUGUUGAAGUCAAUAGCAAAAGGCCCAGGGAAUUUCAGCUGGUGUUAGGCUGACCCCCUAGUGACUGGCCCAGUGAAGCAUCUAAUAACACCUGAAGUUAAUCAAUGCCCAGCUGGGAGGAGCAGUAGCAGCCGCAUUGAAGGAAACAUUGAGCUUCUAGGUGAUGUUUGCCAUUCCAGUUUUGCCCUCGUUGUUCCUUCCCCCUCCCUGGUUGUGGCAUUGCUUUCAUCUAUUCCUUUCUUGUAGGUGUGGAGACUGGGUAAGUCUCAAACUGCUUGUGGUGUGACGGGAUUUGGGACCAACCUGCUGGGGACAGUAGCUCUCUGUUGUGUUUUUAUAAUUAUUAUUUAAAUGAUCUAUUUAGUUCAUCUGAACCUUUAAUUUUGCUGCUUACUGUAUGUAGGAUCCACCUGGCCUUCCUCCUAAAUGAAAAACAAAAACAAAAACAAACCUAAGACACCCCCCCUCCCUGGUAUCUUAUUAUUUAUUGGCAGGCAGCCAUUUUGUGCCUGCUCCAGCAGAUCUGCCCGCCAUUAAUUUAACAUCCUCCCAACUCACAUUCCUGGCGUUUGGUUGUUGCUUUUUAGCUUUUUGUUGAUGAUUUUUUUUUCUCAUUCUAAAACAGACUUCUGAAAUGUAAGAAACCUUAUUAUUUUGACACUUAAGAGUUCAUUUUCAUUAGGAAGGCCAAGUCAAACAUUUUAAGAGGUGGGGGGAACAAUCUACUUUUAUUUCUUAUUUAUUUAUCAUGUUUACAUCUUUUUUUUUUUUCUGUUAAAGACUUGGAUAUAAUAAAGAAAGCAUUAAAAGUACUCCCAUCUUCUUCUUUUUUUAGGAUAAUAUUUUUUUUUCCAGUUCUUUAAAUAAAAGAUUCUGGGUUUUGUUGUCUGUAUAAAAUGUAAAAAGAGAUAUGUUUCUAAAGAUGCAUUAUCAUUCCUCUGUGAACAGUAGGUGGAGUUGAGGACAAAUCUCAGAAUACAAGAUAAUAAUAAAAUCCCAUCCUGUUUUACUUAAUUGUUCCCCUUCUAUCCUGUAUGAUUAAAGGGUUAUUCCACUUUCUUGUUUGUGGUUACUUGAUAUUAAAACCAUAUUAAAAUGUGUAGAAAAUAGGUAUCCAAUUGUUUUUGCUCAGUGAGAGGAUAAAAUGUUGUAUAUAUCUUGAUAUACUGUGUAGUUCAAAGUAACAUCAAUAAGGGAUAGUGCAUCUUUAUUAGAGCGAUAAGUUACUAGUGUCACUAAAGUCUACUUUAAGAUCCUCAGAUAUAGAAAGGGCCUGAUUCUGAUUCCACUUUCCUGUGGAAAUUGAAAGCAUCAGUAGCAUUUCGCUGCUGCGAAGUGAGUGUCAGAGGUGGAAUCAAGCCUCAGCGAUUAGUAUCUGACCAUGAGGAUAAUUGAAGGUUUGGGGGCACCAUUAUCUUUUUUUCCUCAAAAGUUUUAGCUCAUGGUUUUUCUUUUUUUUGUCUGCAGUGAAAUAGUUUCUGCCAAGGAGGUUCUUAAAGGUGACUGCUGAACUGGGACCCUUCUUUGCUCGUUGUGAUCUUGGUAUCGUUCUUGCAGUCCUGGAGAAUCUCAGCUCUGAGGUGUUCUCUCUGGUGUUGUCUCUUCUCUGUUCUUGUUAUUUUACUGUAAUACAGGCCUACAGUAUUUGCACUAAAACAAAAAGCUUGUUAGAGAAAGCUUGCUGCUAUGAAAGAAAGAACAUAUUAAAAUGGUUUUGCUUUUACAAUUUUAACUGAGUAGCAUUUUGUAGAAUAAAAUCAAUUUAGAUUGAAAAGAAAAAUGACUUUUCUUUUUUCCUCUGCACUCCCUCCCCCAUACUCCUUUCUUUCUUUCCCGUCCCUAGGUGGUGUGAUGGUUUCCCCCCCUCCCCUUCUCCUUUGGUGCUCAGUUGUAAUGAUUGGCUGUAUUGUUGACUAUGCUGCUGAGAGUUAUGACACUUGUAAAUCUUGUUUUAAUGACGUUGUGGACACUCUUUUGUAUAGCAAGAGCUAACUGGAGUUCUUCUCUCUCUGUUAAUUGAAGUCAUUAAAAAGCUCCCUUUGCCAUGAACAAUUAAAA
This is a messenger RNA of Oxyura jamaicensis (ruddy duck), 6858 nucleotides long. RefSeq names its product FOS like 2, AP-1 transcription factor subunit (gene FOSL2). Gene Ontology annotation, cellular component: nucleus. The record is from RefSeq and is a predicted model, not a curated record. Gene Ontology annotation, biological process: regulation of transcription by RNA polymerase II. The transcript is spliced from 4 exons. Bases 182 to 1153 code for a protein of 323 amino acids. Gene Ontology annotation, molecular function: RNA polymerase II cis-regulatory region sequence-specific DNA binding; DNA-binding transcription factor activity, RNA polymerase II-specific. NCBI's taxonomy places the organism in Eukaryota, Metazoa, Chordata, Aves, Anseriformes, Anatidae.